Messenger RNA from Acanthamoeba castellanii str. Neff, 996 nucleotides. RefSeq lists its product as uncharacterized. Bases 1 to 996 code for a protein of 331 amino acids. NCBI's taxonomy places the organism in Eukaryota, Discosea, Longamoebia, Acanthamoebidae. The record is from RefSeq and is a predicted model, not a curated record. The transcript has 9 exons.
AUGCAGGAGAAGGAAGGGAAGUCAGAAGUCGUACCCUAUCAUUGGGGGCGCUACAAGCAGGCCCUGCCUCUGCCCGACGUCGCGGCACCGUCAUGGCGCCUCAAGCAGUGGCACUACCACUCCAUCAACAACGGGAGGUGGUUCGUGGGGAUGGCCAUCGUCAACCUGGGCUACCUGGCGAACGCGUGGGUGUACCUGAUGGACAAGCAAAGCCGCUCCACGUCCUGCGAGUACAGAGCGCUCGUUCCGCUUAGCUUUGGGCUCUCGUUUGCGGACAGUUCGGUCGAGGGCACGACCAGCUGGAAGAACCGCGGAAACCGAAUGGUGAUCCAGGCCGAUCAGGGCGGCUACGCCGUCGAGCUGCACGUCACCAUUAACGGCACCGUCUUCGACGGGCGCUGCACCAUCGCCAAGCCCGACGAAUCUCUGGCAUUGCUGUACCCGCUCGAGGGUCCGACCAGGCGGCGCGCUGCCUACACCCACAAGGCGGCAGGAAUGCCGGUGGAGGGCAGCUUCAGGUGGGGCGACGAGGAGCUGCGCUUCACCAAGGCCGACUCGUUCGCCACCAUGGACUGGACCCGUUCCCAUGCCACGCGCGAGACCACUUGGAAGUGGGCUUCGUUCGCCGGUGAUGUGUCGGUGGGGCUCAACCUAUCCGCGGAGGUGUACGAGGCUAAGGAAAACGCCUUCUGGCUCAACGGCAAGGUGCACCUGGUGGGUCCUGUGCAGUUCACGCUCCCCGCGCGCCAGCGGUUGACGCAGGACAAGUGGACCCUCCGCAGCCACAACGGCGCUUUGCAGCUCCAGUUCACCCCACACGCCGCGCGGGAGGAGCACGUUCAUGUGGGCGUCAUCGCUUCAGAAUUCUCACAAGUGGGCGGCACCUUCUCCGGUACGAUCGACGUCGCGGCCCUCGAGGGUGGUUCCUCCCCAAGCAACGUCGUCACCAUCGAGGACGUUCUGGGCGUCGUUGAAACCCACUACGCCCUCUGGUGA